This is a messenger RNA of Schistocerca nitens (vagrant locust), 3491 nucleotides long. Its product is annotated as probable G-protein coupled receptor Mth-like 1. Gene Ontology annotation, molecular function: G protein-coupled receptor activity. Lineage: Eukaryota; Metazoa; Arthropoda; Insecta; Orthoptera; Acrididae. Gene Ontology annotation, biological process: cell surface receptor signaling pathway; G protein-coupled receptor signaling pathway. Gene Ontology annotation, cellular component: membrane. The transcript is spliced from 7 exons. The coding region runs from base 1 to 1326 and encodes 441 amino acids. The record is from RefSeq and is a predicted model, not a curated record.
AUGGGUGUGCGGCGGUUGCUGCUGCUGCUCGCGUGGGGCCGGGCUGGCUGUUGCUGGCAGCCCACGGCGUGUCCCCACAACGAGUCGUGGCCCUGCGUGCCCAAGUGCUGCCACAUGGGCAGCGCGCUCGACCACUCUUCUGGCGGCUGCCUGCCCUCCAGCGUGCCAUUCGACCCCAUCUUCGCCGGAGGACCCGACCCGGGGCCCAACUGCCUAAGGUGUAACCUCAUCGUUGGAGAACCUUGCCCAGACAAGUACAUGCUGGACGUGGACGACGAGUACCAGCUGUUCGCGAACGGCUCGCUGCGGCUGUGGGACGGCGAGUGGCUGGGGCCGGACGACUUCUGCGUGGACGCCUACUGGUCGCAGCUGCGCCAGCUGCCGGUGGCGCUGCCAUUGCUGUGCUACGCGGGCGGCGCGCCCGGCAGCGCCGGCGAGCACGCCAUCCGCUACGUGCUGUACCCCCUCGGUAAGGGCGCAGGCCUGCUGGUGUCGGUGCCGUUCCUGGUGGCGACGGCGUGGGUGUACCUGCGCUUCCCGCAGUUGCGCGACCUGCACGGCCGGGCGCUGGCCAACCACGCGCUGUGCCUGGCCGCCGCCUACCUCAGCCUCUCCGUCACGCAGCUGGCCGGCCACCGCUUCUCCACCGGCGCCUGCAUCGCCUUCGCGUUCCUCAUCCAGUUCUCGUUCCUCGCCGCCUUCUGCUGGCUCACCAUCCUCGCUCUGGACACCACGUGGAAGGUGAUGAGCGUGACGGGGCGCCACCCGUACCCCGAGGAGCGGUCGCGGCAGUGGCGCGCCUGGGCGGGCUACUCGGUGUUCGCGUGGCUGGCGCCCGCGCUCUGCCUCGUGGUCACGCUGCUGGCGGACAUCCAGCCCAGCGUGCCGCCCUCCUUCGUCAGGCCCAGCCUCGGAACCGCCAGCUGCUGGUUCAGCAAUAAGGACGCGGCUCUGCACUACUUCUACGGGCCGAUCGGCCUGCUGUUCCUGCUGAACGCCGGCAUGUUCGCCGUCAGCAUCUACCGGACGUGCACCUACCCGCCGGCCUUCAGGGACAGGUCGCCCACAGAGAGGGUGCGGAUGGUGGUGACGCUGUUCGUGUCGAUGGGCAUCAGCUGGACGAUGGAGCUGGUGUCGUGGGCGGUGGGGGGCCCGGUGUACGCGUGGCUGGUGCCCGACCUCAUCAACAUCCUGCAGGGCGCCAUCCUGUUCGUCAUCUUCGUGCUGGAGCCCAGCGUGAAGCGCGUCGUCUUCGCUGACAGCGACGCCAGGCGUCCGCGGCUGGUGCCCACCUCUCUGGAGUCCUCGCGGCUGCAGCCCGUCUGACCGGGCUACGCGCUAUCCUGCAUUGGCUGGUCAGCACCUGUCCCAUACAGAGGGGCAGCCAGCUACAAGGCACUAUAAGUUUCAGCAUUUGGCUGGACUGAAAUAUCUUCGGCCACGUGAUGUCAAACCCUUCACUGUUCAGUCAGACAAAUUGUUGAUGCACUUCAGUAUGUAGUCUCAGUGCGAAAAAGAAACAAAGUUAGAAGACGUAAGUAUGGAAUUAGCUUUCCAGCAUUCCGACAUAAGCGCUUCAGAUUAGUUCUGAAACUGUGGCCCAGGAAAAUCUAGUGCCGGCCGGAGUGGCCGUGCUAGGCGCUACAGUCUGGAGCCGGGCGACCGCUACGGUCGCAGGUUCGAAUCCUGCCUCGGGAAUGGAUGUGUGUGAUGUCCUUAGGUUAGUUAGGUUUAAGUAUUUCUAAGUUCUAGGAGACUGAUGACCUCAGAAGUUAAGUCGCAUAGUGCUCAGAGCCACUUGAACCAUUUUUGAAAAUCUAGUAGUUAUUGAAAACACCACAGAGGUUCCGGUGAAAAACCACGGACCAAAUUAAAAAUUCAGUGCGUAAAGCACUGAACUAAUCUUAUCUCUCACAAUGAAAACGAGUCCGUUUUACCGUGUUCAUUCGUCAUACUCAUCAGCUUUCUUCGUUAAGAAAAAGAUUAAUGACUGUGAAACAAGAUCGCAGUUUCAUUCAAAUGUGCGUUAUUGAUUCCUGAUUGUUUUUGGAGGCGAAAUAGUUUUGUAAUUUACACAGCUCUCAAAAACAAAAAAUACCUGAAACUUUCUGGCAUAUUAACACUGUGUACCAGAGUGGAAAUCGAACCUGCGACGUUUGCCAUUCAUGGGCAGGUGCUCUACCGAAGUUGUAUUUCAUUCAGAUCAAGUCUACAAUCCAGUAAAUCACUUAUUUCUAUAGACCACAUCUACAAACAGCUUUUAUAUUAUGACCUUCAAGGAGCUGAAGCAAUACUUCUCUGAAGUAAUAAAAAUACUGAGAAAUUUAUCCCCCACUAACCAAUAGUUAACACGGUUUUCGAAAUUGUGUGGAUAAUGUACAGAUAAAAAUUUCUAAAAUGAUUAUCGGCGAAAAGUCACUAAUUCUACUACUUUACAAACUAUAAUGGUUUUCGUGUGUCCCAUCACUUCUGUUUGUCACUCUGAAGGCGACUGGCGUAGGUGACUCAGGAUCGUCAUCUUCUGAAUGCUAUCCUGAGAUUCUUUUUUCAGUUUUUAGCAGACCAUCAUCUUGUUUUUCCUGCUCCUUAGCAAUCCUCAUUUUGUAUUAAAAGUUCUUUUGCACUAUGUUGCAAUGUAACUGUAGUGUCUCCCAUAGUUUUAACCUGUCCUGCAAACUUCUUGUCCAGUUCUAUCGUUUUUCUGAGCUUUCUCCUUUUCAUCAACUAAAUUCUCCCUCGAAGAUUUAAUUGUUUGCUAGUGUCGCAGUUAAGUAUGAUUUAUCCGUUACAUUAUUCCUUUUUUAACACUUAUUUCUUCAUUCAACACUCCCUUCCUCUCUUUAACUCCUCAUUUCUAAUUUCAUAAAUCAAUUUAUUUCUGUCUUAACUGCGUUUUUAAAGAGGGAUUUCAUCUGUUGAAAUCAUUCACGGAUUCUAUGUUCUUCUUCCUUACCAGCUCAUAUACCUUAUCAAGAUUCACGACCCGCCCUCACAGCUUUACUUCUGGCAGUACAUCUCUUAUCUUCUAAACUAGCGCUACUAGAAGGAAGGAUAUCGCGGAGACAUUGCUUACCCAUAGGUUAGUGGAUUGUUUUCACUGCAGAUGAAAAUUCAUUCUAGAAGCAGUCCUCAAGGCUGUGGCUAAGCCACGUCUCCACAACAUACGAGGGGCGUUUGAAAAGUCCGUUUAAAAAUAAAAACUACUUACGUGUUUGGGGUAAGCCUUUUCUAUUUUUCGACAUAGUUUCCUUUUAGACUUGUACACUUCAUCCAACGCUGUUCUAAUUUGUUGAUUCCUUCCGAAUAAUAGGAAUUGUCCAAGUCUGCAAAAUAGCUAUUAGUUACUGCAAUCACCUCCUCAUUUGAAUAAAAUCUUUGUCCCACCAGCCAUUUCUUCAAACUGGGGAACAAAUAGUAGUCCGAGGGAGCCAAGUCUGGAGAAUAGGGGGGGGGGGGGGGGGGGGGGAGAUGUGAAACGAGUUGUAGUCCUG